UUUAAAGAUUGUUAAAUUACCUUUCGGACGAUAUACCCAUUAAAGUGUUAUGUUCAGCAAUACCUAAAAUAAUAGCUAUGAAUUCUAAAAAAAUACAUAGUAGUACUCCGUAUAUUAUAGUUUAUCAUUGGUGUAAAUAACUAGUACUCCGAUGAUAAACUAUGAAAGUUUAAAAGAACGUAUUUGUUAAUUAUCCCGCUAUUAUAACAAACUAAGAAUUAAAAUUAUAAAAAAUACAAUGUUAAGUGUGUUGAGAAGGUGUAUACAUUAUAAUGUACAGAUUUGUGUGUAGGCGCGGAACGUGUGACGGUGACGUGUCCCGCGUGUCGGCUGCAGUGCCAAGUGGCCAACAUGAUCGACCAGAGGUUCGUGCUCGAGAAACUGACCGUGGAACAGGCGGGCUCUACAGGGCUGAGCGGUGAGCAGCAGUGCAACAGCUGCGAGGACACGGAGCCGGCUACCAGCUACUGCGUGGACUGCGCCGAGUUCAUAUGCGACAACUGCGUCAACGCACACCAGAGGUUAAAAAUAACAAAGGAGCACACGAUAAAGAGCAAGCAGGAGGCGGUGGCGGAGCUGCAGGCCGCGCAGAACUCGCACGACAUGUUCUGCAGAUACCACGUGCAGGAGAGGCUCACGCUGUUCUGUGAGACGUGCGACCGGCUCACGUGCCGCGACUGUCAGCUGCAGCAGCACCGCGACCACAAGUACCAGUUCAGCACCGAGAUGGCCGCGCAGGCGCGAGCCAGCAUCGCGGCGCUGCUCUCGGAGGUGAGCUACAAGCGCGUGCUGCUCGGCUCCGCCAUGAAGGUGAUCCGCGACCGGCAGGCGCUCAUAGCCGACAAGAAGAAGGCGCUCGUGCACGAGAUCACGCAGACUGUAGUCAAGUUAACGAACGCCAUCAACACUCGCGGCAAGCAGCUGGUGCUGAGGCUGAACGAGGUGUGUGACGCGAAGCAACGGACCCUCAGCGAGAAGAAGGACGCGCUCGAACAACUGGCCGCCAUCACCGACCACUGCGUCUCCUUCGUGAACGGCGCCCUCGAGCAGGGCAGCGACACCGCGGUGCUGUACAGCAAGCGCGCCGUGUGCGCGCACCUGCAGCGCAUCAAGAGCAGGCGCGCGGACAUACCGAACCCGGAGAUACCGGUGCGCAUCAGCCUGGCGCUGGACAAGCUGCCGGACCUUGUGCGCGUGUUGUCGAGUAUCGGCGCUAUAGUGGUGGACGGCAAGGUGGACGGGGCGGGGGGCGCGCAGGGCCCGUACCACCCGCCCGCCGCGCCCGCGCCCGCACCCGCGCCCGCGCCCGCCUCCGCCGCCGCCCCCGCGCCCGCCCCCGCUCCCGCCUCCGCCAUUAUGGCGCUGCAACACGUCGCCAUGCACCAGCGAAGUACUAUUCAGCCGAUACGACCGCCCACCAGUGGCGUGAUGCGACGCAGGGUGACCAUCACCGCAGUACCGCCGCUCAAAGAGAGAGUGUUGCCAUUACGCAAAGAGUAUAGUGCUACAGCUCUACGAUGGCAAAGGGCACAGUAA
Messenger RNA from Diatraea saccharalis (sugarcane borer), 1536 nucleotides. The record is from the annotation of a GenBank genome assembly. Lineage: Eukaryota; Metazoa; Arthropoda; Insecta; Lepidoptera; Crambidae.